Molecule: messenger RNA, 1737 nt
Organism: Anopheles coustani
Lineage: Eukaryota; Metazoa; Arthropoda; Insecta; Diptera; Culicidae
Product: zinc finger protein 436-like
Exons: 4
Coding region: 45-1637 (530 amino acids)
Biological process (GO): regulation of transcription by RNA polymerase II
Cellular component (GO): nucleus
Molecular function (GO): RNA polymerase II cis-regulatory region sequence-specific DNA binding; DNA-binding transcription activator activity, RNA polymerase II-specific; zinc ion binding
Source: RefSeq, a predicted model, not a curated record
GUGAGUUUUUGAAUUGAUUCUAGGAAUGGAGUUUUAAUUUCACAAUGGAUAUUAACCUGGAUUUGGAUGCAGUUUGCCUGACCUGUUUGUCCGUUUCCGCGCGCACAGUAUCCGUGCGAACGAAGGACAUAAAAUAUGAUCUCACAUUGAUGGCAAUGAUUACCAGCAUCAGUUCGAAUAUGAUUUUGCCCCACGAUAACUUUCCGACUAAGCUGUGCUACUCUUGUGCAGAAUUGCUUCGCAAUGCGUAUGGAUUUCAACAAACUUGCUCUAGUUCCUACAUUACUCUGCUGAAGUGUGUGCAACAACUCAACGGUGAAAAUGAUUGCAAGCUGGAAUCUUUAUACUUUUCGGAAGAUACAUCACAAGAAUCUCCAGAAUGGACGGAGGAAAACCGUGAAGUUUUGAUGGAUGCCCCAAAUCCGGAUUCCGGUACUCAAAUGCUUGACGACGAUGCCUUAGAGGAAAAUAGCAAAGAUGUUCCUUACGGAGAUGAUGAAUAUUUGGAAUUCCUGGAGAUUGAAGCACUUGAUGACAAAGCCUUAGAAGUCAUGAGCGAAGACGAAUAUGGUCAAUAUAUUAAGGCGACUAUGGAACAAGCUGAUGAUACAGGCGCUUCGGAUGUUGAUGACGACCAUGGCCAAGCGGAUGAAGCUAGCGAAGCGACGAAUAUCGAAACCACUACCAUAAGCAAAUCCCAAUGCAUGCUGUGUAAUCGGGUACUAAGCAAGCCUAGUCACCUUAAACGCCACAUGCUUACUCAUAGCCGGGACAAGCGGUUCAAGUGUACAAUAUGUUCAAAGUCGUUCGGUCGGUUGGACAUUCUCUCAGUGCAUAUGUUGAUCCAUGGUGAGCAGCGUCCGUAUUCGUGUGAUAUUUGCAACAAAUCUUUUAAAAGGGACGAGCACUUGAAGACUCAUUUGUUGCGACACCAUAAAUCUUCCAAUCAGAUAGAUAGACGACGUGUUUGUUCAACUUGCUGUCGAGUUUUUGCGACAGAAGCCAAUUUGAAGAAACACAUGGAAAUUCAUAGCGAAAAAGAAUCGUUUAUUUGCGGCGACUGUGGGAAACAAUUCAUUAAUAAGUACUAUUACAUGGCCCAUUGUCGAGAACAUGCGAAACCAGCGCAAUCGUUUCCGUGUUCGGAAUGUGGCAAAAGUUUCAAGCGCAAAGAAUAUUUUACUGCGCACAUGCGGCGUCAUAGAGGAGAAAAUCCGUACAUGUGCCGUUACUGUGAGAAGGCCUUUCCCCGUUCAUCGGAAUUAAAUGUACACGAGAAGUAUCAUACAAACAAAAAGAAUCAUCACUGCACCUUGUGCGAUAAAAGCUUCUUCAGGCUCUGCAGUUUGAAAUUGCACCAGAGAAUUCACACGGGAGAAAAGCCUUACAAAUGUCCUCACUGUCCAAAGCAAUUUAUUCAACGUUACGAUAUGCAGAUACACGUCCGACGCCAUACAGGAGAACGAUUCCAAUGUGACCAAGCAAUGUGCAAUGCUGAGUUUAUUUAUGCCUUUCAACUGGAUCAACACGCACAAACGGUACAUGGCGCAUUGGCUAAAGGUAGUAGACGUAAUUUAGAAAAGUUUUCAAACACAAAUACCGAGAGCGUAAUGCAGGUAGAAUAUUUGGAUGAGUAGUAUCAAUGAGUAUUGUCCACAAAAAAUAUAAAAAAAGACUCAAUAUUGAAUUAUUAACAGUCGCCAAAAAGAAGUGAAUUAAAGGCACUCAUUAAAUUUU